AAACAAGUUAACAGAAUUUAAAGUUUUUUUUUUUUUUUGUUAAAGUCUCCAGACUCAACUUGAAGAUAUCAAACUUAAGAUCAAUUCUUCAAUUUGUUCUCAUGUAUUUAUGAUUAUUUAUAUUGUUUAUGUUUUUCAUAUUUUUAGUCUUCUCCCAAAAAGGUAAAAUGUGUAUUUAGAUGUGCUUUUGUGUUUAAUAUAAUUCAAACUGAAAGGUGAAUUUUUUUACAAUAAAUUAAAUUUAAACAAUUAAGUUAAUUUUAUUAAUAAUUUAAUUUAAAAUUUUAUUAGUAUAAAUUUAAACUAAAUUAAUUUGAUUGGAAAGUAUAAUUAUAUGAAAAUUAAUCGUUGAUUUUGUUCUUUUUCACUGAACACAAAUAAUUGGUGAAUUAUAUGCAAAUUAAUUUCUAUUAUAUUUUGAAUAAAUAUAUAGAUAUUAAUACACAGGUUGGUGAAUGUAUACACAGUGAUACAAAAAAGGUUGUCUGUCAAAUAUUUCUUACGACUAUUAACUCACAUGUUUCUACUCUACUAAAUUUUACAAAAACCGUAAAAAUAAUUCUAAAAAAUUGAUUGAUGAUUUCCUUUUUACUAUCGCCACUACUAAUUAAUAAUUUCCUUUUUUUCCGUAAAAUCACAUUCUAUAAAUAUUAGACUCUUGCUUCUUCUAUUUAUAACUCGUAUUACAGUGUUCUCGAUCUUAUCUUCUUCUUCUUCAUCUCCCGUUUACUUAUUCUGAUUAGCAGAGAUUCUCUGCAAAGUUUAGACACAUAGUAACGCUUUGAUUCUGUAUACAAGAAACAGAACAUCGAGACCUGAUUAAAACCCUAUUAUCUCUCUCGACGAAGACGACAUGGAAUGUAAUAAGGAAGAAGCUACAAAAGCAAUUAAAAUUGCAGAGAAAAAACUCUCAGAGAACGACUACAACGGAGCGAAGAGAUUCGCUGAAAAAGCUAAGACUUUGUAUCCAACCCUCGAUGGUUUGGAACAGAUCUCAACGAUGGUCGAUGUUUACAUCUCUGCGUCGAACAAGACAAACGGAAGUGAAUCAGACUGGUAUGGGAUUCUCGGUGUUGAUCCUUUGGCCGAUGAAGAAGCCGUCAAAAAACAGUACAAGAAGCUAGCACUUUUGCUUCAUCCAGACAAGAACAGGUUUAAUGGAGCGGAAGGCGCGUUUAAGCUGGUUUUAGAUGCUUGGUCUCUUUUAUCUGACAAGGCUAAGAGAGUUGCCUAUGAUCAGAAGAGGAAAAGGAAAGAAGCUAAAGAGAAAAAGAGUGAACCAAAAAAAACGGAAAAGAGGGCACGGCAGGAGCCAGGUUCUUGUAACGUGGGUGGCAAGGCAAAAGAAGCUUCAUCGAAAAAGAAGAAAGUUAGCAGUACGUUUUGGACAAUGUGCACUCAUUGCUUGACGUACUCCGAACAUGUGAGGGCUCAUAGUCUAGACAAGACCUCGCAUUGUCCAUUCUGCCAUGGGAUUUUCGUGGCGACGGAGAAGUUUCCAGAGAUGGUCAAUGGGAAGCCAUUCAUCAGAUUCGCUCCUCCUCGCCAACAAGUUACCUUUUGGACAAUGUGCACUCAUUGCUCGACAUACUCUGAGCAUGUGAGAGCUGGUCAUCUUGACAAGACCUUGCCUUGUCCAUUCUGCCGUGGACUUUUCGUGGCUACAGAGAGCUUUCCUGAGAUGGUCAACGGGAAGCCAUUCAUAAGAUUUGCUCCUCCUCGCCCCAAGCCUCAAGCAACAAGCGGAAGCACAAGUGAUGCUCCAAACUCUACUCAUGAGGCAGACAUGCAUUUCAAGAAGCCGAUGGCAACAGGACAUCCACACUCUAGAUUUGAAGAUCUAAACUCUACUCAUGAAGCACAGAGGCUUUUUUCAAGAAGCGGACGGACUGGUGUGAGAUAAGAAGUAAGAGAUCAGAAGUUAAAGAAUCCUGAUUUUUUUAUGUUUUGGCUGAACUAAUUUUUGUAAUAUUUUUGUAUUAGAUGAAGUUGAUUAAUCAAAGUUGCUACAUUUAUCACUAGUUGUCUCACGUGUUCAAGUUGAAACAAGAAUGAAUAAUCUUACUAAUACAAACCAAUACAUCUCUUUCUCCAUUCUCUCAAUUCUUGAUAGCUUUUAUUUAAUCUUGAAAAGUUGUUUAGAAUCUGUAUAUAUGGUUCUGCUAAGAAAGUGGUAGAUUUUAGCUAGAGAUUAGCAGAGAUAAUCAAUCAUUAGUUGUAUGUAUCUGAUAAACCCAUAUCCUACAGGAAUGGAUUAAAGUACAUUAAAGGGAUGAUAUAUGAUGUCUCACAUGAAUUGCCGUUUGUGAUCACAGAAUGUACUUAUUAGAGAACAGCCAGUGGGUAAAGCUUCUCGUGUAAUCUCACAGAAGAGGUUACGAGAUGGAUCCAAUAAGAGUAAAGAAAAUCUCCAACUUGUAACGUGCAGAGCAGGGAUUACAUGAGGGGUUUAGGAUUAGUUACUACUUACUAUGGUGGUUGGUCCACAAUUUAAUCUGGUAUAAUAGUACUAUAGACAUAGCAAUACGACUUCUUUACUCUGUUUAACCAAAACAAAGGGUUUAUGAAACUGAACCUCCUUGGCUAAACAAAGGCAGGAGCAGCAUAUCUAUUUUCGUGACUGUUGAUGGUUGGCUCAUCACCUCCCAGUGUGUGUAGUAGUUGUUAACCACAUGAAAGGGCCUGCAAAAAUUCGUCAUUACACAACCAACUUUCCACAGUCUGAAACUCUGAACGAAUCACAGUUUAAACAACUCAAAGAAAAUGAAAAACAAAUAAUAACUAGAGCACUUAUACAUACUUACCUUGGCAUUCUCUGAACCAGUCCUUCUCGAAAGUAGUUGUAAACAAUGGCCACUUGAAUAAGCUUGUCUUUUGUGUACGAAUUACUGUGGCUUAGCAACAUUAACAUAAAUGGUAAUAGCAAUCCUGACAGCAUCAUCAACAAGGCCAACAACACAAUGAGAGAGGGGGAGCUAAUAAACACACACAAAAUACAGACUUAUGAUCAGUUUAUACCAUAACUAAAUUAUUCAUCUUCUAAUGUUAAUAAGUUUUUUUUUUAAAAGGUUAGAAAAAUAGAUUUCACUAAAUUAUAAUUAUCCUUUUUGUAGAAGGAAAACAAAAGGAAAAACAGAAAAUCAAUUAUAUAAAGAGAGAAAUAAUUCUCGUGUCCCUAUUACUCCCCCUCUCUUCUUCACCCUCUCGCAGCUCGUCUCUAGGGUUUUAAGGCUAGUUACUUGGGGAUCAACCAAAACGAGAUUUAGGGCUAACGAUUGCACAGUUCCGUGAUCUGUAAGAAACAUUGGUAGUAUUUGGGAUCAUCAAGUUACAUGGAAAGUAACAAGGACAAAGCUAUAAAAUCAAUAGGUAUUGCCGAGAAGAAAAUCUCAGAGAACGAUUACGUAGGCGCCAAGAAAUUCGUCAACAAGGCUGAGAAUUUGUAUCCAAAGCUCGAUGGAUUGAAACAAGUGUCGAUGAUGAUCGAUGUCUACAUCUCUGCAUCAGACAAGAUCAACAGAAAAGGAGAAGCUGAUUGGUAUGGAGUUCUUGGUGUUGAUCCUUCGGUUACUGAUGAAGAUUUGAAAAGACAGUACAAGAAGUUAGCUCUUUUGCUUCAUCCUGACAAGAACAAGUUUACUGGCGCAACCGAGGCGUUUAAGCUGAUCUCAGAAGGUUGGUGUCUGUUGUCUGAUAAGGCUCAGAGAUUUUCUUAUGAUCUGAAGAGGAAACCAACAGAUAUGGAGAGUGGAAUGUACCAGAAAGAACCAAAGCGACACAAGACAGACUUUUCAUGGAAUAAGCCGAAACAUGAGUAUGAUUAUGAGUCUGAGUCUGACCCUGAGACUGAGCCUGAGCCUGAGCCUGGUUUUACAUGGAAUAAGGCCCAAUAUAAGCGUGAGCCAGAUUUUUCAUGGAAUUAUGUGAAAGCCGGUACCUUUUGGACAAAGUGCGAUAGAUGCAACACAUAUUGUCAAUUUGAAAGUGACAGUGCUUAUCUUAAUGAGACGGUAUCUUGCCCAAAUUGCAGACAGGAUUUUGUUGUAACCGAGAUAGAACUAGAGGAGAUCGGAGGGAGGCGAGUCAUCAGGUUCAAUAAAAGCAGAACUGAUACUUCUUCUUCUUCUUCUUCUUCAAGUACUUCAGCAUUUGAUAGCACAACCCUGCAGAAGAAAGAAUGAAAAAAGAUGGUUUGAGCCUAUGCAUGAGCCUGAUUCUUCAUCUGGACAUGAUGAUUUACAAGUUAAUUAUCUAUCGUUCUUUUGGUUGUUUUCAUGCAUCUGGACACUUUCUUUAGAGGUAUGAUUAGCUAAUACUCUUUCUCUUUCCUUUAGUAUAAUAACAGAUUAGUCCAAUAAUAGCUUUUUAAUCUUCAAUAUGUUGUUGUCUUCUCUCUGAUCUGUCUUUUGGCAUGAUUCUUGGUGUUCCAAAGGUUGAUGAGAGAAUGUGGGAUCAAAACACAGAACAUUAAGUCGACAUAAGAUCUGAAAAUCUUCAAAAAGUCCAGCUUUCCUAUGUUGCAAACCACCAAUGAUAUACUGCAACUGGUAUCCAAUACCAACUUUAUUCUUUCUGCUUUUAGAUCUUUGACUAAACUUUAUUUUUUAUGUUUCUUGAAAUGCAGAAGAAAAUUGUGAUGGUGAAGCUUUCUGAUGAUAGGAAGUUACUUCCACUUACCAUGCGCAGUUGCUAAGGUUCGAUAAGAUCAUAUUUGUUUACGUCUUUUUUGUUAUGUUCACACAACAUUAGGUAUUGGCCAGACAAAGACCUAAUGAACUAGAC
This is a messenger RNA of Brassica rapa (field mustard), 4782 nucleotides long. RefSeq names its product dnaJ homolog subfamily C member 14-like. Lineage: Eukaryota; Viridiplantae; Streptophyta; Magnoliopsida; Brassicales; Brassicaceae. The record is from RefSeq and is a predicted model, not a curated record.